AUGAACAAAAAUGCUGCUCCUUCAAGUUUGGGUGCUGAUGGCUGCCAGCAUUUUGCAGAACAGCAAAGCAAUGCUCCUUCUAAACACCAUGAAGAGAUGAAUGGAUCAUACCCUGCUUCCAAAGCUGAUAAAGAUUGCCGUUCCCUAACAAGGACCAUAACUGGCUCAAAAGUGGGGUUUACUGUUAUAGAUGCUUCAAGGGCAAUUGAACACAAUCCAUUUUACCCCUACAAGAAAUUAGGACAGGUGAAAUCAACAGAUACCUCAGAAUGUGGCAGCACUACUGGUCCUGUGGAGGAGAGUGAACCAUUAAGAAUGUGGAAAGAAAUGAAGCAGAAUGGCUUUCUCUCAUCUUCACAUGGAGGCAUACCCAUGCCCAAACAGCGUGGUAGGCAUCAUAGAAAGAAAAAAAAUGAAGAGCUUAAGAAGAGGAAUGAGAUAGCAAAAAAAGAACAUGCUAAUAGGCUCACGAAGAUUGCUGCGCCGAGUGGAUUGCUCUCAGGACUCAACCCAGGGAUCAUAAACCAUGUCAGGAAUAGCAAACAAGUCCACUCCAUAAUAGAAGCUAUUGUGAGGUCUGAGAAGCUUGAAGGUCCUUGCCAAAAUAAGUUUCCUAACCAGUCAGGAACAGAAAACAAGGAAAAUUCUGAGAGGAGGAAAGAGCAGAACUACACGCAUAAUGCGGCAGCCAGUCAAUUAAAUCAAUCCUUAAGUAGUUCAGAUUAUAGUAUGCCAAGUUUUUCAUGGCAUACCUCUGAACUUAAUGAUGAUACGCUGACUCUAAAACUGUCAUCAACUGCAACUAUGAAAUCAGAGGAUGGAAGCAGUGCCUAUGUUAAUGAUCAUUCAACAAACCAAGAUGCUAUUUGUUCUCUAUCUUUAAAAGCUGCUAAUGUCGCUUCUCGGUGGCUGGAUUUGCUUCAGCAGGAUAUCAAAGGACGUCUGGCUGCACUGCGACGUAGUAAGAAGAGAGUAAGAAAUGUGAUACAGAUUGAAUUGCCUUACGUAUUGUCAACAGAAUUCUCUUCAAACCAAGAAAAUAGGCCCUGCUUUGAGCAAUCCUCUGAGGCAGGGGAUUCUAAAACAGCAGUUCACAAUAUGCAUGUGAAACGAUGGAAAUCACUUUUUGGUCAAAUGGAUAAAGCCCUCACUGAAGAGGGGAAAUAUCUUGAGAACUGGUUGAGACAAGUCCAAGAAAUGCAAUCACAUUGUGAUAAAGGCCUGAAAUAUGCCAGUCCUGAUGGUAUCCGACCAUUCGACCCUUUGAUAGAUUCCAGAAUGAAGAAGCCUGAUGCUCUAGAGCGUGAAUGUGCAGUAAGAGCAGCUGCAGCUUCAAUCUACUCAACAAGCAACUUAACCAUGACAAAAGAAAAUGUACAAUGUUUCUGAACUGAUUUUAAUCCAAAAUUUUCUUUUUCUUAUAAUUAUGAAAACUCUCCAUUCUCACUCACUUCUUGUUUGCUUGCUCUGUGAUUGUAUAGAACAAUCUUCUCACCCCUGUUGUCUCAAUUAUUUUCGUGUUAAAUUGUUUCCCUUUUUCAAUGUAUCAACAGUCUUGGAUUCUCUUGUUUACCAACUCAUUCAUAUAUUGAAUUU
Messenger RNA from Dioscorea cayenensis subsp. rotundata (Guinea yam), 1596 nucleotides. RefSeq lists its product as uncharacterized. Bases 1 to 1389 code for a protein of 462 amino acids. The record is from RefSeq and is a predicted model, not a curated record. The transcript has 5 exons. Lineage: Eukaryota; Viridiplantae; Streptophyta; Magnoliopsida; Dioscoreales; Dioscoreaceae.